Molecule: messenger RNA, 2354 nt
Organism: Chelmon rostratus (copperband butterflyfish)
Lineage: Eukaryota; Metazoa; Chordata; Actinopteri; Chaetodontiformes; Chaetodontidae
Product: beta-1,4-galactosyltransferase 1-like
Exons: 2
Coding region: 65-1129 (354 amino acids)
Biological process (GO): carbohydrate metabolic process; protein N-linked glycosylation
Molecular function (GO): cytoskeletal protein binding; beta-N-acetylglucosaminylglycopeptide beta-1,4-galactosyltransferase activity
Source: RefSeq, a predicted model, not a curated record
UACAGGUAGCAGAGCUUUACGGGAGCCGUUGAGCAUACAGCGCUCAACUUCAGGGGUGACAAAAAUGCUGAAAAAACUCUUCAGAGUCCUGGCCGUUUUUGCUUUGCUCAGUCUGGUGUGUUUUUCUGUGGCUCUGUACUACAGCAAAGACGGCACUUUAGCUUUUUUUGUUCAGACACGUUCUGGAAAUGGCACCCUUUCCAUGACGACAAAAGAAUAUGUGCGGCAGGUGUGGGAAAUGAAACCUGAAGUCCCAAAAGUCAGCCAAGGGAUGACACAGAAGACAGCCUCUACAAACAAGACUUUAGGACCCUGCCCUGACGCCCCUCCAGAACUAGUUGGCCCCCUACACGUGGAUUUUGAUCCUGAACGGACUUUGGAUCAGGUGAGAAAGGAUGUCAGUUCUUUUCUUCAGGAGGGAGGACGGUACAAGCCAACGGACUGCAUCUCCAAACACAAGGUGGCAAUCAUCAUCCCAUUCCGUAACCGGCACGAUCACCUGAAGCACUGGCUGUUUUACCUCCAUCCCAUACUGAGGCGACAGCAGUUGGACUAUGGCGUGUAUAUCAUCAACCAGGAUGGAGAGGGAGUGUUCAACCGGGCUAAACUGAUGAACGCGGGCUAUGUUGAAGCACUGAAGGAAUAUGACUACGAUUGCUUUGUCUUCUCUGACGUAGAUCUGGUUCCAAUGGACGACCGUAACUUCUACAGAUGCUUUGACAAUCCCAGACACCUGGCUGUGGCUAUGGACAAGUUUAAUUUCCACUUACCCUACAACACCUACUUUGGUGGGGUUUCUGCAUUGUCAAAGAGGCAAUACUUGGAGAUUAACGGCUUCCCGAACACUUACUGGGGCUGGGGUGGGGAGGACGAUGAUAUCUAUAAGCGAAUUAUCUUCCAUGGUAUGUCCAUUUCUCGACCUGACUCGAUGACAGGAAAGUACAGGAUGAUCAAACAUAUGAGAGACUUGCACAAUGAGCCUAAUCCAGAGAAUCCUUCCAAACUGGGCCAAACCCACUGGACCAUGGAUAAAGACGGGAUUAAUUCCCUAAAUUACACAGUCAAGGAGAUUGUGAAGGAUGUACUGUACACUUUCAUCACUGUGGAUAUUGAUGCUCCACCAAGCUGAAUGAGGAUGUGGAUCUGGGAUUGCAGUUGACUUUUUAUCCACUGGGGUUCCAGCCCAUAGAGAUGGAACUCAAGUAGUUCUGUCUUGGGUGUGUGAUCAGGUAUAGAGUCAUAUAUGCAAACCUGUGUGUGUGUGUGUGUGUGUGUGUGUGUGUGCUUGUGUUCAGGGGCAAAUUGCAGACUAUAGACCAGUGAAUAGGGGAUGGCCAAUUGGAGACAAUAGCUGCGUCCCCAACUGGAAAACAGCUGAGGUCAGUGGUUAACGUCAGGUUUAGUGUCAGGGUCAGACCAAUCACGGCAAUGGAUGGGCUUUGGGUAAGUCUCCAGGAAAUGAAUGUAAGUCUAUGUAAUGUCUCCAAAAAUGACCAAAGUCAUUUGUGAAAAGUCAUGCUGUACUUUUAAAACAAAUAAAGCAAUCUUAAAAUCAGUUGUCAGAGGCCAGUACUUAGGAGACAUGGUCUCUCGUCCUGGUACCAGUGUGGAGUCUCACUGCUGCAUUUUGAACCAGCUGCAGGCGAGAUAGGGCUGAAUGACUGAUUCAUACAUAGAGAGAAUUGUAUGAGUGGAGGUGAGAGGAAAUAAAAGAAUGAACUACAGCCUCCAAAGUCUAUUUGAACUUAAAGUCAGUGUAAACUUUAUCAGCUUGAAGUGCAGAGACUCUAUCCUUGCCUUCACACCUGGCCAUAAGGAAGUGAGUGAGGGGGCAUAAAAAACAAAAGAAUUUAAUAAUGCAGUAGCCUCAGACAGAAUAAGUUGAAUGCAACAACAUAAGGCUUACUGUCUCAAAACGCCUAAGCUCAAUGAACAGUGCUGUCCAUGGUUCUGAAACAACAGCUGAGCUACUGUCACAUGUAUCUCAGCCAAUAUUUCUUAUUGUUUGUGCUGUUUUUUAUAGAUAGGCAGAGCUUAAGCAGAGUGGGCAAAAUAUAUAGCAAAACUGAGGAGCUAAGCCCACAUAAGACCCCUUGUGGCACCUGGCCCGCUCCACACACAAUUCAGAUGUACUUUACCUUUAAUUGCUCUUUGUGAUGGAUUCAGAUACAACAACAGCAAACAGUCUCCUCGCAGAGAAGGAAAGGUAAGAAUAUGAGAUGGUUUGAGACAGAGAGAACCAAAGCAGAGACAUUGUGUCACAUCCAACAGCUUUUUGUAUCUUGUAACUGCAAAUAUUACAUGUGAAGUGAAUGACACAGAGGCCAAACAGGAGUGUUUGGUUGGCCAAUGUU